Messenger RNA from Mesocricetus auratus (golden hamster), 2268 nucleotides. RefSeq names its product RNA binding protein, mRNA processing factor (gene Rbpms). NCBI's taxonomy places the organism in Eukaryota, Metazoa, Chordata, Mammalia, Rodentia, Cricetidae. The record is from RefSeq and is a predicted model, not a curated record. Gene Ontology annotation, molecular function: mRNA binding. The coding region runs from base 294 to 890 and encodes 198 amino acids. The transcript is spliced from 7 exons.
AGCGCGCUGCGUGCGGCCCCGCUGCCCAGAGCCUGCCAGCAGCGCGCCCUCGGCGGCUCCGGUCCCAACUGCGCCCGCCGCCUCGCCUCCUCCGCCUCGGCCGCGUCCGGACUCCGGGGCUCGCCCGGCCUCUCGGAGGUCCCCGCCCGCCCCGGCUCCUCGCUGCACCGCCCGGCUCCAGCCCCGCAGCUCGCCUGCCCGCCCGUCCGCCCGGGGGAAGGUAGCAAGCGGGCGAGCGCGCCCUCGCCUGAGCCCCGCGCCCCAGCCCCGCGCGGCGACGAAGGACCGGGAAGAUGAACGGCGGAGGCAAAGCCGAGAAGGAGAACACCCCGAGCGAGGCCAACCUUCAGGAGGAGGAGGUCCGGACCCUAUUUGUCAGUGGUCUGCCCCUGGACAUCAAACCCCGGGAGCUCUACUUGCUCUUCAGACCAUUCAAGGGCUAUGAAGGUUCUCUUAUAAAGCUCACAUCUAAACAGCCUGUAGGUUUUGUCAGUUUCGACAGUCGCUCAGAAGCAGAGGCUGCAAAGAACGCUUUGAACGGCAUCCGCUUCGACCCUGAAAUCCCGCAAACACUACGACUAGAGUUUGCUAAGGCGAACACGAAGAUGGCCAAGAACAAACUCGUAGGGACUCCAAACCCCAGUACUCCUUUGCCCAACACUGUACCUCAGUUCAUUGCCAGAGAGCCAUAUGCGCUGGCUCCCUCCCUCCGAGGCUACUUCUCAGGGCUGGAAGUCCAGACAGUUCUGCUGAAGGCUGUGUUUGAAAAUGCCUUGCCCAGUUUUGAUCCCUUCAAGACUUUGCCACAGCCUCUAUCACACAUCUGUUUUCCUCAAAGAAAAAAAAAUACAUAUAUAAUAAAAUGUGUUUUACUCUUUUACACUGUAUAAUUUUAAGAAAUACGUGUUAUUUGUGAAUGCAUGGUCUGACAUUGCUGUACAGUUUGGAGACAUCCUCAGAACAAAGACAACAGUAAAGCCAAGAUGGUUAGUAUUUUUCUAACAGACAUUUUAAGAAUGGCGGGAUGAGUUCUUACACUAGGUUAGCUCACUUUUGCGCUUCAUUUUUGAAUGCUUUUAAUGAUGUUUAUCAUGUUUUUCUCCUAAUAAGCUGCACGUUUGAGUCAUGUCUUUGAAUAGCAUCGGAACUUCCACAAUUGUGUUGUGAAUGUGUGGACUCCAUCUGCCUGGCCCAGAGUCAGGGCACAUUAGUAACAUGGUGUAGAACUGAGCUCUGCAAGACAAUCAAAGCCCCCAGGAGCAUGUGGCAUCCUCUUGUAUUCACAACUGGGCAAAGACUACUACUUAGGCCAUGCCUCCUGAGCACAGUGUACCAUCUGAAAACCAUGGCAGCUCUGCUGCAAAAACACAAACUGUGCCAAGUGAGGUAUUGCCUCACUUGUAUUUAUUACGUUCUUAUCGUUUGUGAUAGCACCCUCAGAGUGUGUGACCUAAUAUAUCACUCACCUUCCACACACGGUUCUCACGUCCCCAGUGGAACCAUGGUCCACCUCACUAAGUGAAGGACCUUGGUUUGGACCCCUGAGGCCAACAUGGCCUCGGGAGAGACAGGCUACCCACCCAGCUUGCUUGGCUGCAACAGGCAUCACAUCUUAAGUGAAUCUGCAUGGUACAGGCCUAUCUGAGCUGGUGUUCUAAAGCCUGGCGGCCGUCCAUCAUAUUCUCCAGAAUACUGUGUGCUCGAGUAUCUUGAGCCUAUCCACUACAUUGCACUGGGUGGGACAGGUAACCAUGGCCAUUUGCAAGACUUCUUGUCUUCUGUUGUAGACCAACAGAUUUCCAGGGGCUUCUGCUCCUCAGACAAGAGCCACGUGUAAUACUCUAUUGACCUCAGAAUUUUCAGCUGCUGAUAUAGCUAGACAUAAUCACAAUCUUUGUAUCUUUGUUACUGAUCUGCUUGUGUUGUGUUGGAAACGUCAUGUUUUAAUGAUUAUAUCAUUGGUUGGGGGUAUUAUUUUUCAUUAGAAUCAAUAAUGUCAAGUUUUUACAGGUUAUUAAAAAAAGAAAAAGGAAAAGGAAACACUAAGGCCUGGAGUAAGGGCCUUUCAUUAAAGCUCGAGCAAAGGGGCAGGCAACAGCUGGGGACUUAAGAUGUCCAUGUUGGUGUUUGGGACUGCUCAUGCCCUCAGUGCCACCUUGCUUUAAAAAGACAGCCACUCCACCAUCGACUAUGCUUUUAUAAACUGUGUAAAGGUACUUUUCUAUUGUCGUUUUUAAAGAAAAUAAUAAAAGUUUAUUCCAGCUAUCA